This is a messenger RNA of Talaromyces atroroseus, 2886 nucleotides long. RefSeq lists its product as hypothetical. The record is from RefSeq and is a predicted model, not a curated record. The coding region runs from base 1 to 2886 and encodes 961 amino acids. The transcript is spliced from 12 exons. Lineage: Eukaryota; Fungi; Ascomycota; Eurotiomycetes; Eurotiales; Trichocomaceae. Gene Ontology annotation, biological process: glycoprotein catabolic process; carbohydrate metabolic process. Gene Ontology annotation, molecular function: beta-mannosidase activity.
AUGUCGACAGUCAGUAUGCGGUUCAGUAUCUCGGCUUUCUUAACUGCUACAUCGACUGCCCUCUGUCAAUCGAUCCUCGAUCUAGGCAGUCAGCAAUGGACGCUGUCAAGCGACAACGUGACCGUGACAGGCAAAGUGCCUUCCAAUGCCCAUCUAGAUCUUUUUGAAGCUGGAGUGAUAGGCGAUCCUUUGUAUGGGGCCAAUGAUACUGCGCUACUGUGGGUACAGCGCAUGAAUUGGACAUAUUCUACAAAUAUAUCACUUAGCGUCGACAGCGAUCUGUCAGAAGAUGCUGCCACAUGGCUUGUAUUUGACGGCCUUGACACCUUCGCUUACAUUGAGCUGUGUAACCAGUCUGUUGGUAACACCGACAACCAGUUUCGGCAAUGGUACUUUGACGUUUCGGAAAUUGUGCAGUUGUGCAACACAUUGUCUGCUCUUACUCUGAGUGUAAACUUCGGCUCUGCGACAAAAAUUGCGGCGAAUCUUGCUGAGAAUGGAGAUUCUCUUGUGAACUACUUUGAUGGCGGAGUAACUGAAGAAUUCUGCUGCAAAGAAUUUAUACGAAAACAGCAAUCUGACUUUGGAUGGGACUGGGCACCGCAGCUUUCUCCAGCGGGCAUCUGGCAGCCUGCACGACUCGUCCAGCUGAGCAAUAGGGUUGAAUAUAAUGACGACAAUGACGCUUUGAUGGCUCCGAUUUACGUGCGAAAUACGCUGAUUGAUAUAUAUCGUCAAGGCCAGAUGAACAACAUUCCACCAGAACAGUCUCAGCCAUUCAUAUUUAAUGCAAGUCUUGAUUUCUUAGGAGUGCUCCCUGAGGGUUCAUUACUGCAGUUAAUUUUACACGACACACAAAAAGGAAAUGAGACAAUCCUGGCAACACCACUCGACGAAGUCUACAGUUCAAACGACACAAUCACUGGAAGCGUCACUAUCGAUCCUUCUGUGGUCUCCUUAUGGUGGCCUGUAGGGUUGGGUGAUCAGAAUCUUUACUAUGCGAUCAUUGAAGUUGUUCAUAAUGAUAAUAUCCUAGCCAAGGUCGACAAAAGAGUGGGCUUCCGGACUAUAGUCUUAAAUAUUCUGAAUGUCACUGACAGCCAGAUUGCCAGCGGCGUGCUGCCUGGAUGUAACUGGAAUUUCGAAGUGAAUGGGAAUGAAUUCUAUGCUAAAGGAUCGAAUCUUGUUCCCCCAGAUGUCUUUUGGCCAAGGGUAAACGAAAAGAAGAUACGAAAUCUAUUCGAAACCGCUGUAAUCGGGAAUCAGAAUAUGCUCCGCAUCUGGUCUUCAGGAGCAUACCUCCCUGAUUGGAUCUAUGACAUUGCAGACGAGAUGGGCAUUUUGCUUUGGUCAGAGUUCGAAUUCUCAGACGGAGUAUAUCCAACAAAUAGGUCAUACAUUGAGCAGUAUGUAGCUGAGGCCAAUUAUCAGGUACGUCGAAUCAAUCACCACCCCAGCCUUGCUCUCUGGGUCGGCGGCAAUGAGCUUGAGGCCAUCCUACUCGCCUAUUACUUCAGUGCAACGGAGCCCGGCCGUUUGCAACGCAUGUACGAACAAAUCCAAGAAGAACUCCUCAUCCAGGCCGUAUAUGCCAAUACUCGAUCGAUCAGUUACAUUCCCUCCUCGACCUAUCAGGGAUUCCUCGAGCUCAAUUUCUCAUCCAGCAUGCCUGAGCUACCGCGUUAUGACAAUACAUCUGGUCCAAACUUUCUAUACGCGGAUACAGAUUUCUACAACUACGAUACUUACGAGGCAUUUGAUGUCAACAGCUACCCUAUUGGGCGCUUUGCUACGGAGUUUGGAUUUCAAUCGAUGCCUUCUAUAUACUCAUGGCAACAAGUUGUGCCCCAGGAUCAACUAUCUUUCUUCUCGGAUAUAGUCAUCCAUCGUAACCGUCAUUACGGAGGUGGCAACACGACGAGAGAGCAAUCGAUAUCGGGUCUCCAGCAAAUGACCACGGCGGUAGAAGCAUGGUAUCCCGUGCCAAAUAUGGCAGACCCCAUUGCCAACUUCAGUGCGUGGUGUUGGUCGACUCAAGUCUUCCAAGCCGACUACUACACAUCAGAGCUCGCUUUUUUCCGUCGCGGCGCUGGCGCAACAAACCGAAAUAUGGGAUCCUUGUACUGGCAACUGGAGGAUCUCUGGACAGCGCCUACAUGGGCAAGUAUAGAGGUAGACGGCAGAUGGAAAGUCUUGAUGUAUCGCGCCAAGGACAUCUAUCAACCGGUCGUUGGCUACUCCUUCUACAACUCAUCCACAGGGGAGUUGGAGAUUUGGGCCAUGUCGGAUCUAUGGUCGGUAGUUACAGGCAACUUGCAGUUGUCGUGGACACAUUGGAACGGCUCGACGGCCAUGUCGGUGCUUGGGAAAAAUAAGACCAAUUUCAGUAUCCCAUUCACUAUCGAAGCAAUUAAUUCCACCCUUGUCUAUCAAACCAACAUCCACAGUGAUCUUGCCUCCUACAACGAGACGGAUGAUAUCAUACGUGAUCUCGUGCUGCGAGUAGAUCUCUCCGCUAGAGGGACGCCCAACAGCGACAGGUCGUCUUCACCACAGCAGAUCCCAUACUCACACACCUCAUAUUUCCACCCAGCGACGCUCCAAGACGCGAACCUGCAAGACCCAGCAUUGACUCUCGCCUACAAGUACAAACCAGGGCACCGUGAACCGCACCAUUUCAUAGUUACAGCGACCCGAGCCGUUGCUGCCUGGGUCUGGCUGGACCACCCCCUGGGCGUCGGGGGCUAUUUCUCCGAUAACGGAUUCUGGUUGAUGAGUGGUGAGCAAAGGAUUGUUACAUUCACUGUCAAGAAUGACUGGACUUGGGGGCUGUGGACGGGCGAUGUGGUUAUCCGAACAUUAGACGGCGCCACCGACGCCAUCUAG